AUGCUUCCAGAACAGGGGCUUCUGAGUGACUGCGGGAACAGUUACCUCCAAAUGAACUCGUGCGUCUUAGCAGGGAGCAUUCAGACCACACCCCAGGUCUCCUCUGGUGAUUCUGAAGCCAAACCUCUGAUCUUCACAUUUGUCCCCACUGUCAGAAGACUACCAACCCACUCUAAGUUGGCUGACGCCUCUAAAUUCCUUGUUAAAAUUCCUGAGGAACCAAGUGAUAAGAAUCCAGAAACCGUAAAUAGGUCUGAGUCCAAUGAGUACUUGAUCUUGAAUGCUGGGAGCCAACGGGAGAGAAACCAAGGGACAUUGAUUUAUCCUUCAGAGGGCAGUGAAAAGAUUUCACAAGCGAGGGGAAUUAAAGCAAACGAACUUCAAGGAAUGCAGCAAAGUGACCUCUUCAAAGCUGAAUAUGUCUUUAUUGUGGACUCGGAAGGGGAAGAUGAAGCUACAAGUGGAAAAGGUGAACAAGACCCCCCUGAGGGGAUGGGCACCACAAUUUCUCGGCCCAAAACUCUAGCAAUUUCCUCCAGUCUGGUCUCUGAUGUGGUGCGUCCCAAAACACGAGGGACAGACCUCCAGGCCCCAUCAUAUCCUGAAAUGUCUCAUGGAAUGGCUCCUCAGCAAAAGCACAGGCAGUUAACUUCUUCUCCCACUACCUCUGAGCAGCUUGCCUGUAAACCACCUGCUUUCUCCUUUGUUUCUCCAACUAAUCAGAAAACGCCACCUGACCCAGUUAACCUCGACGGAGCCUCUGUGCUAGAGGAGUUCCACACUAGGAGGCUGGAUGUCAGUGGGGCCUUGGUGGAAGAAACAACUACGUAUUUUCAAACUUCUGCUCACUCUUCACCCUUUUUUGCAUCGAAGGGCACCUCUUCGACGUCACAGUUUCCCCAUUCCACUCAGUUAUCAGUUUCUAAUUUAUCCAGUCCAAGAGCAGCAGAUCAGAAACCUGGACUGGCAUCUGAAGUUCUGAAGAAGACAACAGCUUUCACCUCGCAUGUCUUUAGCCCCAGAGAAAGCCCGAGAACCACUUCUCCUUCACCAUCCUCCAGUGCUUCUGUGAAGUCGAAUUCGGGCUUGUACAUACCAGUCCGUAUUGUCACACAUUCGCUCUCUCCAAGUCCCAAACAGUUUACCUCCUCUUUCCAUGGCUCUUCUUCCACUAUCUGUAGCCAAGUGUCAUCUACUGGAAAUCUCUCAAAGUCAGGGGUGAAAUCCCCAGUGCCUUCCCGGCUCUCCCUUCUCACUGCCAUGCUCAAGUCAAACCCUUCUCACCAAAGACCCUUUUCCCCUGCAUCCUGUCCCACUUUCUCUCUCAACUCCUUGGCUUCUUCCACACUCACACUCGAUCAAAAAGCAAAACAAACCCCACCCACACCUAAGAAAUCUCUCUCUAGUUGCUCCCUGAGGGCAGGGUCUCCAGAACAAAGGGAACGUCAGCUUUCUGAACUUAGCCAGCAAUCCUUUCACUUACCUUUUUUUGCCAAAUCUCCUCCCCUUUCUCAGGCAUGCUCCUUCUCUCCCACAAAACAUGUCGAUAGUAGCCUUGUUUCUUUGAAUGUAGAGAAAACAUCACCCACUUCUUUGAAGAGUAACCCAACACUCUCCCUGCUACAGACUGAUACAUUGAGUUCUGCAGGUCUUCCUCCUGUUCCACCAAGCGUUCCUUUUCUUUCUUUGAAGGGCAAACAGGAUGUUGACCUCAGAGGUCCAGAAAAGCCCAGGAAUAUUCACAUACAUCCUACAUCAGCCUCCUCUGCAUUAUCUUCUCUAUCUCCUCCCACUAAUCAAAGGGCUGUGCUCCCCUCUCCAGAGAAAUGUUUCCAUCCUUCCCCAGCUCUUUCAAACCUGAUAAACAGAUCCAAGAGAACAACCCCACAGCUAGCUGACCAGGGGCAGAAUCCUUCCACUCCUCCUUCACCCCCUGUCUCUAGUGCUAGCUCUGCCUCUCUUUCCAAAUUGGGGUCCUCCCCUCUCCCUCAUGCUAAUCUGCCUACCCAGGCACUCCAGCUCCAUCCUUCAACACUGUACCCAAAUUGUGGCAGUGGUACCUUGCCUUCAAGACUUGGAAAAUCUGAAAGCUCAAUAUCCAACCACAGGUCAUCUGUUUCAACCCCAUCACCUCCCAUCUCUCUAACAAGAACCAAGGAGCUGAUUUCACCCUGUGCAUUGUCCAUGUCAACAGACCCUGAAAAUAAGAAACCCAAGCAAUACAAGACCAAGUCAAGCUACAAGGCUUUUGCAGCAAUCCCUACAAACACAUUGCUUUUGGAACAGAAGGCACUCGAUGAACCAGCCAAGACUGAAAGUGUCUUCAAGGACAACACGUUAGACCCACCUCUGGAGUUUUGUUUUCCUGCACAGCUCAGGCAGCAAACUGAAGAGCUCUGUGCUACCAUUGAUAAGGUCUUACAGGAUUCCUUGUCUAUGCAUUCUUCUGAUUCUCCUUCAAGUUCCUCACAGACAUUGUUGGGUUCUGACACAAUGAAAAUGCCUACAACUCUUCCGAGAGCAGCUGGUCGAGAAACCAAAUAUGCUAACCUAUCCUCACCAUCCUCUACAGUAUCCGACAAUCAGCUGACUAAGCCUGGAGUAAUUCGCCCAGUACCUGUAAAAUCCAAAAUAUUACUGAGAAAAGAGGAGGAAGUCUAUGAGCCCAACCCUUUCAGUAAAUACCUGGAAGAUAAUAGUGACUUCUUUUCUGAACAGGAUGUGACAGUUCCUCCCAAGCCUGUUUCUCUCCAUCCUUUAUAUCAGCCUAGACUCUCUCCUCCUGCUCAGUCCCUGCCGCCUCCACAGACCCUCUCACAUGCUGACUGUCUUACCCCAGGACCCUUCAGUCAUUUGUCCUCCUUCUCACUGAGUGAUGAACAGGGGAAUUCUCAUACCCUUUUUAGCAGCAACACAUAUAAUAAGCGCCUUAAUGAGGAGGCACUUACUGUUGCAGUCAAUGAGCAAAGAAAUCCUUAG
Molecule: messenger RNA, 2979 nt
Organism: Callorhinus ursinus (northern fur seal)
Lineage: Eukaryota; Metazoa; Chordata; Mammalia; Carnivora; Otariidae
Source: RefSeq, a predicted model, not a curated record